Messenger RNA from Leptidea sinapis, 1191 nucleotides. RefSeq lists its product as uncharacterized. The transcript has 2 exons. NCBI's taxonomy places the organism in Eukaryota, Metazoa, Arthropoda, Insecta, Lepidoptera, Pieridae. The coding region runs from base 244 to 1191 and encodes 315 amino acids. The record is from RefSeq and is a predicted model, not a curated record.
CUUUGCUACGCGCACGUGAGCUCUGUAGGUUUAUAAACGAUUCACGCGUUCCAGAUUUGAACCGAACUUUUCUUUUUUUUUAGUAUCAAAUGCUCUAAUAAGUUAUGUUAUGGAUUAUGCAUUGUGUAUGUAUUAUGAUUAAUAAUAAGGAUUAAAUAUUAUUGCCUUAAUUUGAAGAGUGUUGUGAAAAUUAGAUAAGACCCGAAAGGACGGGAAAUUUCAUCGCUUCUUUAGAGAUCCAUAAUGACUGUAAAGAAGUCGAACCGAUGCGGAGGGUGGGCUGCAAUAGCAGCUCGUCACAAACUACAUAGCUCCAGCCAUCAGCUGGAACUACACACGAUCAAACAACCCAACCAAGAAGAUUACAAUAUAAUUGUUGGAUUCAACGAAAAAGACCAACUCCAACUGACGCACAAACAGACAAAGGAAGAUAACGAUGACGAUAAACUCAAAAAUAAUUACAAUAAGACAAUCAAGUAUGAAAACAUCGCAAUCGACGAUAUCACCAACUGUGUCAACAUUGAAAAUUAUCCCACUUGUGAAAACACUCUAGUCUUCUAUGUAACAAAAAACCUUCAUAUCGAAGCAAUAGCGUUGAAAUUCGAAAACGAACAGGACUUCAAGAGGAUAUAUUUUACGUAUAAAUAUUUUAAAAUGCGCAACAGAUUAACAAAAACAUCAAGUUAUUCAUACGAUAAUUUAUUUUCCAAAAAGAAAACUGAUCUCUUUAGCAAUAGAAAAAAUAGUAUUGAUGAUUAUAGUUUGUUUGACAAAGGAAACUCUGAAUACGAUUUAAUGCAGAAAGACUAUGAUGGAAUAACGCACUUAUCUGUGCAACAUAAGGGUUCUCGGUUCGACCAACCUAUGAGUCUAAUUGGAAUAAGAAAUGAAGAUAUUGGUGAAAUAGACAGCAUUAUACAUACUGAUAUUGAUAUAACUACGAAGCCCCAGAAAAAGAAAUUGUUUAACAAAAAACAGAAGGCGCCUUCUCCACCAUUACUACCAAGUAAGGAUUCACCAAAGGUAUUGAAAGGUGAAUACGUCAGAGUCAGCGUAGAAAGAUCCCCCGAUGUAGUUCCUAAAGACUAUAAACAGAAUAAAAUACCAGACAUUCUUAUGUUUAGAGAAAAAUCAAAGAAGCCUGCUAGCAACUUGUGGACGAGCAAUAAAGGUGAGCAAGUUUUUUUAUGA